Messenger RNA from Apaloderma vittatum (bar-tailed trogon), 426 nucleotides. It is a transcript of the gene POLE3, whose product is annotated as polymerase (DNA directed), epsilon 3, accessory subunit. Gene Ontology annotation, biological process: leading strand elongation; heterochromatin formation; DNA damage response. The annotation marks the transcript as partial. The record is from RefSeq and is a predicted model, not a curated record. Lineage: Eukaryota; Metazoa; Chordata; Aves; Trogoniformes; Trogonidae. The transcript has 3 exons. Gene Ontology annotation, molecular function: protein heterodimerization activity; chromatin DNA binding. Gene Ontology annotation, cellular component: CHRAC; epsilon DNA polymerase complex.
CUUCCCGAUGGGGUAAACAUUUCCAAAGAAGCUCGGAGCGCAAUCUCCCGCGCGGCGAGCGUGUUCGUGCUCUAUGCGACGUCAUGUGCAAAUAACUUUGCCAUGAAGGGGAAGAGGAAGACGCUGAACGCCGGCGACGUUCUCUCUGCCAUGGAGGAGAUGGAGUUUCAGCGAUUUGUAGCCCCUUUGAAGGAGUCCCUGGAAGUUUACAGGCGUGAACAGAAAGGAAAGAAAGAAGCAAGGAAAGAUAAAGACAAGAAGGCAGACUCGGAGGAGCAAGACAAAAGCCGAGAGGAGGAGAACGAUGAUGACGACGAAAGGAUGGAGGAAGAAGAGCAAAACGAUGAGGAGGAGGUGGACAACUGAGCGUGCUGCUGAGACACGUGCAGGGGCUGGGGUUUGUUCAGAGGGAUAUAAAUGCUGUAA